Micropterus salmoides (largemouth bass) is the source of this 5320-nucleotide messenger RNA. It is a transcript of the gene ppp2r2aa, whose product is annotated as protein phosphatase 2, regulatory subunit B, alpha a. The transcript is spliced from 10 exons. Gene Ontology annotation, biological process: peptidyl-serine dephosphorylation. The coding region runs from base 340 to 1686 and encodes 448 amino acids. Gene Ontology annotation, cellular component: cytosol; protein phosphatase type 2A complex. NCBI's taxonomy places the organism in Eukaryota, Metazoa, Chordata, Actinopteri, Centrarchiformes, Centrarchidae. Gene Ontology annotation, molecular function: protein phosphatase regulator activity; protein binding. The record is from RefSeq and is a predicted model, not a curated record.
CCGCUCUCUGUUUGUUGCUUGCUGAAAGCCGCCCGCGUUGCGCCAUUUUGAAAGUGUAAUGGUGGGAGAGGCAGAGGCGAGGGAAAUCUCAAAGUAGAGUGCAAAGUCUACAAUUCACUACGAAGGAUUGUGGUUUACUUUCCCUGUUUGCAAACUAUUUCGUGCUGUCUAUAUCGACUGGGCCGAGGACUUGCACGGUCUUCGGAGUUACUAACACCACUCUCCGGUUUAUUCCUCCACGGCUCCUCGGUCAGAACCACCCAGCCGACCCGGGUCAGCACUGCUUCAGUCCAGGGCCCGAGCCCGCUACAGAGACACCCUCUGUCUGAGACGCUCACCAUGGCAGGGGCCGGUGGUGGGAACAGUGAUGUGCAGUGGUGCUUUUCCCAAGUCAAAGGAGCAAUAGACGAUGAUGUCGCUGAAGCUGAUAUCAUAUCUACUGUUGAAUUCAACCACUCGGGGGAGCUGCUAGCUACUGGGGACAAAGGGGGCCGUGUUGUCAUCUUUCAGCAGGAACCAGAAAGUAAGAGUCAGCCACAGUGUCGAGGAGAGUACAAUGUUUACAGCACCUUCCAGAGCCAUGAGCCUGAGUUUGACUACCUGAAAAGCCUUGAGAUCGAGGAGAAGAUCAACAAGAUUCGAUGGCUGCCUCAGAAGAACGCAGCACAGUUCCUUUUGUCUACAAAUGACAAAACCAUAAAGCUGUGGAAAAUUAGUGAGCGUGACAAGAGACCGGAGGGCUACAAUUUGAAGGAAGAAGAUGGGCGAUACAGAGAUCCCAAUACAGUCACAACACUACGGGUGCCAGUAUUCAGGCCCAUGGACUUGAUGGUGGAAGCCAGCCCUAGACGAGUGUUUGCAAAUGCUCACACCUACCAUAUUAACUCCAUCUCAGUCAACAGUGAUUGUGAGACAUACCUGUCUGCAGAUGACCUGCGCAUUAACCUGUGGAAUCUGGAGAUCACAGAUCGCAGCUUUAAUAUUGUUGACAUUAAGCCAGCCAAUAUGGAGGAGUUGACGGAGGUGAUAACGGCAGCAGAGUUCCACCCCAAUCAAUGCAACACUUUUGUCUACAGCAGCAGCAAGGGCACCAUCCGCCUGUGUGACAUGAGGGCAUCAGCACUGUGCGACAAACACUCCAAACUGUUUGAAGAGCCAGAGGAUCCAAACAAUCGGUCAUUCUUUUCUGAGAUCAUCUCAUCCAUCUCUGAUGUAAAAUUCAGCCACAGUGGACGCUACAUGAUGACCCGCGACUACCUGUCAGUCAAAAUCUGGGAUCUCAAUAUGGAGACCCGGCCAGUAGAGACAUAUCAGGUGCAUGAAUAUCUCAGGAGUAAGUUGUGUUCGCUCUAUGAGAAUGACUGCAUCUUCGACAAGUUUGAGUGCUGUUGGAAUGGGAACGACAGCGUCGUGAUGACCGGUUCCUACAACAACUUCUUCAGGAUGUUCGACAGAGGCUAUCGGCAGGACGUAACCCUAGAGGCGUCACGGGAGAACAGCAAGCCACGAUCUGUCCUUAAACCUCGCAAAGUAAGCACAGGUGGGAAGCGCAAAAAGGAUGAGAUCAGUGUAGACAGUCUGGACUUUAACAAGAAGAUCCUCCACACUGCCUGGCAUCCUCUGGACAACAUCAUUGCUGUGGCCACCACCAACAACCUGUACAUAUUCCAGGAAAAACUGAACUAGCAUUUCAUGAACCGCUCAGAUCCCAGUUUCCGCUUGAGCCCCACUGCUCUGAUACACACAUAGAAACAAUAUCUGUCCGUCUUUGGCUAAAUCUCUGAGGCUUGAUUGAUCUUCCCUUUAUGAUUUUAGUAUUGAAUGUGACAAGACUUACUCUGUCAACAACAGUGGCAUUAACCCAGUAUAUCCACACAGGCCAUCACAAGCUCAUUUCCAUAUGUAUUACAAAUAUAAACAUGCAGAUCUGAGUCCAGAACUUGGGAUUUAGUUUCAUGGAUUUUCUCCAUUACGAGCACUCCAUUCACAAAGCUACCGUUUGCAACUCUACUACAUCCCAAACCAAAGGGGAAAUGUGUGAAAUACACACAUUUGGCUAGUUUGUUUCCGUAUUCUUUUGUGCCAUCGUGACAUGAUUCAUUUGUGUUGUUGCUACCACUUGUUAAGUUUUUGUAGCUACCAUGUUUUAUUAGUUUGAAAUAGGAAAUUCUUUCUACUGUUUAUACUUCUUUCUGUCACCAAGUUCCUUUUCGUACUGACCUGAAACACUAAUACAAGCUGUCAACACUCCAUAUUUGCCCCAAGUUUUUGUCAAGUUGCCAAGCUCAUUCAACUCUUCUCUCCUUAUGUACAGUACAGUUAUGCUGUUAAAGGACUAUUCUAGUGUUAUAAAACGUUUUUCAUGUCGUUUUCUACAAAUAGUGAAACUUGCAUUACUGCUAACCUUUUGUCCACAGCGGACCAAUAUUUAUUAGAUCCAAUUUUCAAGUCAGCCACUACUUUACAUUAAUUUCUCUACAGUAAAGAAAGUCACCUUACUUGAAACCGACUUGACUUGUAUUCCAUGGCAGUGACCUUUUUGUUGUCUUUGAUUAAGUCAAAGUAAUUGUUUGGUGGUAAUGCGGUUGCAAGCAGGAAAGCUCAGUGUGUUCAAGUGUACCAAACCAAAACCUAAGACUGUAUGUUCACUGAGAUGGAUUACUUAUCUCAAACAAGUUUCAUGCCUGCAUUAUUGUGUACUGAAAUGUGAAAUUUGGGGAACUGGUCAGCAGUAAUGUAUGUCAUUUCUAGGUAAUGGCCAAAAACAUAAAUAUGAAACAACAAAACACCAGAGUUGUCCUUUAACAUGGACACAAAAAUGGCGUGCGCACACAUUUGUCAGGUAUGGUGUUUUGAGUUAAAUGGGGGCUAAUCAUGCCAGAGUAACCAGUUCUACACUCUAAGGUUAAACUCGUUUAAAGCUGUCCUCCCGCUGGUCAGACUGGACAUGUGUGGACCACUAUGUAAAGCUCAGGACAAAAGCUUAUAUACGUGGAAGGGCAUAAUGGUGUGAUGUAGCCUGAUUGUUUCAUGGUCUGUGGCACCAAACUGAGUGCUGCUGCCAGGGUCCCCACAAAGCCUGUUGUGGUGUUAGAUUGAUCGACCGCUUUACCCUCUGGAUCUAGUUUUUUUUUUUUUUUUUUUUUUUUAUGUUUUGUACUGUACCUGAUGAUAAAAGAAUAAUCACUAUAGCUGAUUUAUUUUUGUAUAAAUUAAGGCAAUAGGAUUACAGUCUGAUCACUGUAGUUUCUUUAGCUGUCUGUCUCGGGCUGAUUGUAGAUGGCAGGUUGCCUGGUCGGGUCACCUUUUAGUCAUGACUUUGGGAUAUUUUCUUUAUUCCUGCAGGUAUUUCUUUAAAAGAUGAGACUUUUUGUGACGUCAAAGUGUGUCGUUUCUCAAGUGGGAUGCCCAAAGAAAAGUAUUUUCAGGUGUCGGUACCUCUGUAGUCGUAAGCACUAUAACAGUUUAUUUUUUUAAUUUGGCAGACUGUGACUGCUGUUUAUGUAGAACUUUAUUUGGAGUUAGAUUCUGAGUUAAUUUGGAUCUUAACAUUCUGUUUUUGUGCCAUGGUUUUGUUUAUGAAUCCUUUUGCUCGCUGUGAAAGAUUAGGACCUUGUAGGUCUAAAUGAGAAAGGCAUUUUAAUCAACAUGUUAUGUUAAAACUGUUAAUCACGUUCUCUAAAGGUAGUCAAGUCAGUUGACUAGGCAGUUACUGAUUUUUAAUUAUUGUAUGGAAUAUCUUCUCUCUCCUGUGAUGCAGGAUAAUACAUACAUGUUGGCUUAAAAGGGAGAGUUUGUGAAACAUUUGGUUUGCAGAUGAUUGUUGUACGGCAGCCGUCAUUAACAACUUUUUUUGAAAUAGUUGUAUUGAAAUAGUUUCUCUGCUUCAGUCACAUGCUGCCAAUCCUCUUCUGGAGCAAACCGGUUGAUUAUAGCACAGUUUUCCACUUCACUGAAAUGACUUUUUUUAAGACCUAUUUAGCCAUUGAAUCAGGGCAUGAAGCUUAUUGGUCCAUUGGAUCAUAUUUAUGUAAGUUAAUGUGUCACUCCUGCCUUAGAGAACUUAUUUCCAAUCACUAGGAUGCCACCAAAAUAACCACCCAUCUCCAGAUGGUGGUGUAAGGCUACUGCUGAGUGUCACUCUCUCAGGGCUUUGGGUAAUGUCCUUUUCAGUAAUGAUGCUUAUUUUGCAACCUUUUGAAACUUUUUCUUUGUCUAAUGCAAGAUUGUGUGAGGGUCAGUCAACUUAUUUUCCUCUUGUCAUAUAUAAAUAAACCGGUGUAAUGUGGCACCUUUGUCCCAUUCCACAGUCAAGGAUGAUACAGUCAAUUAGCCACCACCAACAAGAAGUGCUUUCCAUUCAAAAUAUGAGAUCAGCUAUCAGCCUCGUCCCGUAAUUCAUCCAAAGGAAACAUCUAUUCACUCACUAAUUGUUCAAUAACCAUUGUUCUUACAACCUGGAAGAUGAUAGAAAUGUUGGAAAAUGCAAAAAUCUGUGUAAAAAGAAAGUAUCAAAUUUGAAUUGGCACUUUUGUUUUUGAAAAUAUCUUGUUACAUUGGCUUUUUUAAAAAUCUAAUCUUUGCAGAGGCGGUCAUCACCGACUGUACGAGUGUCAGAGAAUUAUUGAAUAAACGGUCACUGAUGUUCAUAGAUCUUUGUCACUUUCCCCUCAUACUGUCUUCAUAGCUGUUGUUCACGGCUGUGGUGUAAACCGCAAAGACAUUUAGAAGAACCCUAAUGCCUUUCUUAUAGCAUAAAGAAAAAAUAAGAUAAUCAAGUAUGUUUCUUGAAUUUUUCAGACAGGAGACUGCUCAGGGGACUUAACUGCUGCUCUGUGAUCAAAACCUUGUACCUUCAAGGGGGGGGAAAAAAAAAAAGCAGCUUUUCAGGACUUUAUUAAAAACUGCCUUAUUUACAGGUAGGGUAUACACCUUUUGAAAUUAAAGUUGCUAUAAUUGCUUUUGAACAUGAACCUUGGGUCAACGUAACGUGCCCUCCACAUACAAAGGAUCAUGAAAUCUCAAGGAAAGUGUCUAAAUUGGAGUUAUGAGGUUUUUCCACUUGAAGCAGCAUUAUAUACAUGUCUAAUGUAUCACAGGAGUAAAAACAAAAUGCACUUUUUAUUUUUGUGAAUUUCUUUAAUUUCUAUAGUUUUGUUUAUUUCUUUUAAGGGACUCUUGAAUAAAGAUUGUAGGAGAGUUUUGGUGAUCUGUUGGGGGGGGGGGGGCUACAAAGGGUUCAAUGUACAGCAAUGUUUGUCUUUGUCAAAUUGAAUAAAGUACAGUUUAGAUGAAAAGUAAUAAAGAAUUUCAAACCUGA